UGCAAUGCAUUCCACUGAUCAGUACUUGAGUCACAUGAAUAUGGUUCGUUGCAGGAUCAGUAGGUAUUCUGUAAUUGCUUUCGGCAGAUUGAUCGCGAUGUCGGCAUUGCCGCCUCCUGCUAAAUAUUGUUUAUUACCACAGGUUGUGCAAUGUUCAGGCUCUCUAGAGCAAGUAACAUCGAUACGAUAUAAGAGCUUGUCAGAGGCGUGCAGCAAAAGGACCAAGGACGACUCUCGAGUUUAGGGACCGCACUGAACAGCUUGUAUAUUUUCGUGUGGAAUUUGCCAUCACUAGCUCGAUGCACAGAUGCAGGAACCAAGUUCCGGCUCAGGGUUGUGCGUCUUACAGAAAACCCCGCGGUAAGACAAGGCCUCAGGAUGGUUGGUGCAGCUAUCCGCAAGAGCUUCCGAUGGAUUCAGGCGUAGUAACGUAGAUUGACGGCGAUGUAAAGCCAAACCUGCUGAUGUAAAACUUGUUGCGCAUCGCACAGGGUGUAUUCGUUGUUGCAAUGGAACAGAU
This is a messenger RNA of Alternaria alternata, 520 nucleotides long. RefSeq lists its product as hypothetical. The transcript has a single exon. The record is from RefSeq and is a predicted model, not a curated record. The coding region runs from base 5 to 244 and encodes 79 amino acids. Lineage: Eukaryota; Fungi; Ascomycota; Dothideomycetes; Pleosporales; Pleosporaceae.